This is a messenger RNA of Lachancea meyersii CBS 8951, 321 nucleotides long. Lineage: Eukaryota; Fungi; Ascomycota; Saccharomycetes; Saccharomycetales; Saccharomycetaceae. The record is from the annotation of a GenBank genome assembly.
AUGCUAGCCCGUUUCACUCCUGUAUUGCGUGUCAGAUCGUUCUCCACCUCCCGUGGCGUUCUUCAGCAGGCGAAAACGGGCUCUGAAGCCGCACUUUCCAGCUGUCCAGCCGGCACGGUCCUGAACUUGCAAAUCAAAAAGUCUGGCAAAGAACCCGUUGCUUUGGAAGACCACGAAUAUCCCGAAUGGCUUUGGAGCGUACUAGACCCAAAAGCACAACUCAAAAAGCUUCAGCAGGACCCUCUCAAGAUGCGCAAAAAACAGCUGAGAUCUGCCAACCGUGAUAAGAUCAAACAGAGUAACUUUUUGGCCAAAAUGUAA